AUGAGUAGAUACAACUACGACGACGACCCCUUCAACGCGUACCAUGAUGAUUACACCCACCCCCAUCACCAUGCCAGUCAGCAGGGUCACCAACAAUCCAAUCAACAGUCCCAUCAUCAGACUACUCAGAAUCAAGGUACCUAUAAUUACAGAGAGAGAAUGCCAUCAGAUAAUUCCAUAAAUUUCCAACAACCUCCUCCAGUGUAUAAUAAUCGUAAUGAAAUGGGAAGUUAUGACGACUUCACCAAUUACUACGACGAAUCCGACACCCGACCACAGAACAUUUUCAACACCAAUCAGCAUUUAAGCACCCAUCAUAAUCCAUUUGAAUCAUCAUCAGCUGAAAAUUUACCUGAUUUACCCCCAAACCAUUAUGAAAUGAAUCAGUAUGAUUACCAGUAUACUCCCAAUGCUCAUUAUGCCAAUGAAUAUAAUCAAGCAUUUGUUCCUCAUGUUUAUGAUGAAGAUGAUGACGAAGAAAGAGAUUUCGAUCAAAGGAUUCAGUACAAUGAUUUCGAAGGAGAUCAUUAUGACUUAAACACUGUACAGCCACCACCAUCAUUUGUGGAUUCACCGUUCGGAGAAGAACAAGAAUUUGAAAAACCUCCAGAAGAAGAACCUGUCAGAUCCAAACCACAAAUUGGUGUAGCUACGGGUUUAAACGGUCAUUUGGUGUUAGAUUGUCCUGUUGCCGAUGAAUUACUUCGAAAAUUCCCUGAUUAUAAACAUGACGUCAAAGAUGGUGGAUUAUCAAGAGAAUUCGCUUAUAUGAGAUAUACUGCUGUUACAUGUGGUCCUUCUAAUUUCUACAAAGAUGGAUAUAUCUUAAGACCAGUACAUUAUCCCCAACCCCGUCAAACAGAGUUAAUGGUAGUAAUCACCAUGUAUAAUGAAGAUGACAUUUUAUUAGCUAGAACAUUAAAAGGGGUAUUUAAAAACAUUAAGCAUUUAGAAUCAAGAACCCGAUCAUCAGUAUGGGGAAAAGAUUCAUGGAAGAAAGUAGUGGUUUGUAUUGUAAGUGAUGGACGGUCUAAAAUUAAUGAAAGAGCUCAAGCAUUAUUAGCAGGUUUAGGUGUUUAUCAAGAAGGAUUAGCCAAAUCCCAAGUUGAUGAUAAACCUGUUCAAGGUCAUAUGUAUGAAUAUACUACCAGAGUAGGGAUUUCUUCAGUUGAUGAAGUAGUCAAAUUGACUACAGAGAAGAUUGUUCCGGUUCAAUUACUUUUCUGUUUAAAGGAAAAGAAUGCUAAGAAGAUUAAUUCUCAUAGAUGGUGUUUCCAAGCCAUUAGUCAAGUUCUUGAUCCUAAAAUUGUGGUUUUAUUGGAUGCAGGUACUCAACCUACAGGGAAAUCCUUAUAUCACUUAUGGAAAGAAUUCGAUAAAGAUCCUCAAGUUGCAGGUGCUUGUGGAGAAAUCAAAGCUAUGUUGAAGAAAUCAGAUUUCCUUAAAAAUCCAAUUACUUAUGGACAAAACUUCGAGUAUAAAAUUUCAAAUAUCUUAGAUAAACCCACUGAAUCUGUUUUUGGUUUCAUUUCCGUUUUACCUGGGGCUUUCUCUGCUUAUAGGUAUGUUGCUUUACAAAAUGAUGUUAAUGGGAAAGGUCCUUUGGAGAAAUAUUUCAAGGGGGAAUUUUUACAUGGAUCAGGAGAAUUAGAUCCUAAUGAUGAUGAAUAUGUUUUGAAAUCUACUCAAUUAAAAGAAGAAGCCGGGAUCUUCACAUCUAAUAUGUAUUUGGCUGAAGAUAGAAUCUUAUGUUAUGAGUUGGUAGCCAAAAAGAAUUGUAAUUGGUUAUUAAGAUAUUGUAAGAGUGCAAGUGCUGAAACUGAUGUACCGGAUAAAUUAGCUGAAUUCAUUUUACAAAGAAGAAGAUGGCUUAACGGGUCAUUUUUCGCUGCUAUUUAUUCAUUGGUUCAUUUCCCUAAGAUCUGGGGUUCUUCUCAUUCUAUUGGUCGUAAAGUUUGGUUACAUAUUCUUUUCGUUUACCAAUUUUUGAAUUUGAUCAUUUCUUGGUUUUCUUUGGCUACUUACUUCUUGGUGUUCAGGAUCUUAACGACGGGUUUAAAUGAUUCAAGUUUAAAUUUUGCUCCAGGUAAUAUUCUUUCCGUUAUCUUCCUUUGGUUAUAUUUGGCAUCUUUAGUUACAACCUUCGUCUUAAGUUUUGGUAAUAAACCAAAGGGAACAGAGAAGUUUUAUAUUGUUAUUGUGAUUUUCUUUGCCAUAUUGAUGGCAUAUAUGAUUUUUGCUGCUAUCUUUAUGGCAGUACAUUCGGUUCAAGACAUUUAUAAUUCCAAUACUAAAAUCACUGUAUCAUUAUUCUUUACCAAUGCUAAAUUUAGAGAUUUGGUGGUGGCUACUUCAUCAACCUAUGCUUUAUACUUCUUAGCAUCAUUUUUAUACUUUGAACCUUGGCAUAUGUUUACUUCAUUCAUUCAAUAUCUUUUAUUAUCGCCAUCAUAUAUCAAUGUUUUGAAUAUUUACGCUUUCUGUAAUAUUGAUGAUAUUUCAUGGGGUACAAAAGGUGAUGUUGGUGCUAAAGAUUUAGGUGUGGCUAAAGUUAGAGAUGAUGGUACUUUCGAUGUUAAUAUUCCAAUCUUAAAGGAAGAAAUCAAUCAAUCUUAUUUGAAUCAAUUAGAGAAAAUAAAGAAACCUAUAGUUGAAAGUACCGGUGAUAAUGUUACUUCAAACGAAGAUUAUUAUGCCUUCAUCAGAUCUAUGACGGUUUUGAUUUGGAUGAUCUCAAAUUUCGUUAUUGUAGCUUUGGUCCUUCAAACAGGUGGUUUAGAUCAAUUUGGUGGGGCUUCAACAACUACUAGAGCUGACGUUUUCUUAACGGUGAUUUUAUGGGUAGUGGCUUUCAUGGCGUUGUUUAGAUUCAUUGGUUGUGUUUUAUAUUUAAUCCAAAGGUUCUUAAGAAAGUUCAAACAAUCAACUAGUUACAAACGUCAACAAAAAGGUUUACUUUAA
Molecule: messenger RNA, 2961 nt
Organism: Yamadazyma jaroonii
Lineage: Eukaryota; Fungi; Ascomycota; Pichiomycetes; Serinales; Debaryomycetaceae
Source: the annotation of a GenBank genome assembly